Messenger RNA from Thelazia callipaeda (thelaziosis nematode), 639 nucleotides. NCBI's taxonomy places the organism in Eukaryota, Metazoa, Nematoda, Chromadorea, Rhabditida, Thelaziidae. The record is from the annotation of a GenBank genome assembly.
CUGAAAUAUUGCAGUUGGAUUGGCCAUUAUAAAAAAGAGUUGAAGAAUUUUGAAGAAUUCGGUGAUGAUGGUGAAAUAUGGUUUGGACGUGUUACCGAAAAUCGGUUGGUAAAUUACAUUACUCACGAUAAAGCUUUGUCUAGAUCGUCCAGGAUAAUUGAUUUUGGCUGUGGUAAUGGAUCAUUAUUAAGAGCCUUGCAACAAAAAGGUUAUUAUCAUUUAUCUGGUGUAGAUUACUCUGAAGAGGCAAUUUUGUUGGCCAAAAAAUUAGCGGAAGUAAAAUGUGCAGAACACAGUGAUCGUCAUAUAAAUUUUCAGGUGGUUGAUCUCCUAGAUGAAAGCAUUAGCUUGGGUGUAUUUAAUGCCAUCGUGGAUAAAGGUACCUGGGAUGCAUUGUCAUUAUCAGUAGAUUAUAACUGUCGAUUGAAAAAAUACAAAGCGAACAUUUGCAAAACACUGGACGAGCAUGGUGUCUUCAUUAUUUGCUCGUGUAAUUAUACAAAGGACGAAUUGGAGAGACAGUUUAGCAACAAACAACUAAAAAUUCUUGAAGAAGUGCCAUGUGAAAAUGCAAUCAAAUUCGGUGGUCAGAAAGGCUCAGCAACAACAACUUUGGUCUUUCAAAAGAUGCCAUUCUAA